UCAAAUACAGAUUAGCCUACAUAAUUAUCAUUUAAUCAAAAUGUCGAAUAAUUACAUAUAUACCCACAUACGUCAUGGCAAUAAAUAGAAAUUAUGCUUCUAUUAGUUAAUCUCUGAUAACAAAAGUCAUUCAAAUGUUUUAUCUUUUUUAAUAUAAGGCGCCUACUUUUAGACCAUUUAUUCAGUUCAUUCUCGUACGAGUAGUAAUAAGUAAUAAGUAACAGUUGACUAAGUUCAAGAUUCAAAAUGUGUUUCGUGUUAGUGUUCCUUGUGUUAAUGUUAUUCAACUAUGGAUGUGCCUCGAUGGUACCCGUAAAACCGAUUAUUUUUGUUAACGACUACUUCGAAAUGACCGCGAACGACACCAACUGGUUAUCAGGAAACAUCGACACAAUCUUCAAAAAGCUGGCCAAUGAUGGGAUGAGUUUUUGUAUGGUUAAGAAAAUCUACUCUUCCUAUGUGUCAUACGAUUACGAGAGAAACAAGUUAAAAAUCACAGUUAAGCCAACAUUGGAAACUCUGCUCGAGCAAUUACAAGCAUUUCCUUCAUAUUCGGUGAUUUUCGUCGUAACAAAUGCUACCAAACCAAGCAACGAUACUCCAAUCGACAACAUCUUGGAAGAGAUACAAAAUAAACAAACACAAGUCAACUUUCUUAUCGGAACGGAGACGCCAUUUUCAGACAACGAUUCGCUCCAAGAUUAUAAAUUAAUUGCUUCUGUAAGCAACGGAUUUGUAAUGGGCCCAGAAAUAUUUCAAUUCGAUAAGUUUGCAGAUGAGAUUUAUCUGAGGUUAACUCGUCAACCUCAAGUAGUGCGUCUUUUUUCAAUACUAGAAAGUUACAGUGAUAUGAAAUUUUGCGCGGAAACAGAAUCAUUUUUCACCACUGCUUUAGCAGACUUGAAAUACACCGAUUGCGGUGCAGAGGAGUACGAAAAAAAUCCAGGAAAACCUCGUCGAAGUACAAUAACGAAUGUGAUUGAAAAAGACGACGGAGCUGAGACGAUAAAUGAAGAAACUCUUGUCAAGAAGUGCUCUCUUGAAAACCCAGUAGAUCCAACAUGGGUUAAUUACAUAGGAUUUACUGAAAACGAUUACGACUUUGAUUAUGGGUUUACCAUUGUGGAAGACGUUGUUUCCUUGGACGAUACAUAUCGAAGACCAAUGAACGGAAUGACAAACAAAAUCUACGUUUCACUGACUGACAAAAAUUUUGAACAUGGAGUUGAUCAUUUCAAGAUACUCUUACUGAAUGAAACUCAAUUUGGAGAAAACAUCGCCGUGGAACAAAUACAGGGAACCGAUUUGUUCGUAGGAUCAUUUGACCCACCAAAGAAUGAAUAUUUCUACAUCGAAGUAACGAGUUAUGUAAACCAACAAACAACCGUUUCUCGAAUUUCAUCGACUGCUCUGAGUGCUGCGGAAGGGUUCGGAAAUGAUCAUGAUAAUCGAAUAUUUGAACAUCGACCAAUGUUUAAAAGGCAAACAAAAUCAUACGACAACAUCGACAUAUAUUUGUUUAUAAUUGGGGUUCUAUUAGCUACAUUGGUAAUAAUAAAAGGUUUUAAGUGUUCCAAACAAGAUAAAAAUAAAAAACCACAAAAAGUUGAUAAGGAUUAUCGAGCGGUAUCAAAUGCUUGAUACGUUGAAUUUUUAAAAUUUUAACAAUGUACAUAACUUACUCAAUUGUUGGGUAUUCGAAAUUUGCCAUUUUGCAGCACACGUUUGGUAGCUCUUUCCUAAACCUCAUUUCCCAUCAUUAAAUUUUGUACAAGUUGAACGAAUUUUUUCAAAGCUUCAAUUGUAGCAAGAGUGCUCUGAAAAAUGAGGUAAAUCUUUGGUUACCUACACAAAAAUUUAGAAUUUUAAAAUUCUGUUUGAAAAAUUGAUUUUUUUUUGGAGUUGAAUUGUCCCAAGAUUGCUAUGAAAAGUAAGUUGAAAUUUAGAGAAUUUUUGGUUGCAUAACUUUUUUUUUUUUAAAUUUCGACGAAAACAUUGCAUAAAAAUAAAUUUGUUGUAAGAAUGUUCUGUACUAAAAUUUUUUGACUCAUUUUCACUUUCAUCUCUUUCUUUAAAUACCUAGAUAAUAUUUUUUGAAGAAAAUGUUCAACCUAUUGUAAAUGUUUUAUUCCUAUAUACAUAUAACAUUAUAAGUACCAACGUAAUUGUUUUUAUACUGAAUAAAUGUAUUUUUUGUAA
This is a messenger RNA of Planococcus citri (citrus mealybug), 2199 nucleotides long. RefSeq lists its product as uncharacterized. The transcript has 8 exons. Bases 247 to 1641 code for a protein of 464 amino acids. The record is from RefSeq and is a predicted model, not a curated record. NCBI's taxonomy places the organism in Eukaryota, Metazoa, Arthropoda, Insecta, Hemiptera, Pseudococcidae.